Molecule: messenger RNA, 7116 nt
Organism: Chelmon rostratus (copperband butterflyfish)
Lineage: Eukaryota; Metazoa; Chordata; Actinopteri; Chaetodontiformes; Chaetodontidae
Gene: slc23a2
Product: solute carrier family 23 member 2
Exons: 15
Coding region: 390-2372 (660 amino acids)
Biological process (GO): L-ascorbic acid metabolic process; transmembrane transport
Cellular component (GO): membrane
Molecular function (GO): transmembrane transporter activity
Source: RefSeq, a predicted model, not a curated record
CCCUCCAUAGGCAGAGCGUGCGGUAGCGGUUUAAAACCCCGUCUGUUGAAGAGAAGGCGCUUGUCUCGGAAGAACCAGGCUUGGAGGCGGCUUCAGCUCUUCAUCACAGUACGUCCUCUUUGGGCUUCCUCCGGCUUCAAGUGAAAGCUAUCUUUGCCCCCAUCGCCUCCCCUGCUCACCGCUUCAACAACACAAACCACGGGGACGAGCCAACGGACGUAACAUUAGCCGAGAAGGGAAGUGGGCUCCGUCUUCUCUUUCAUCACGCAGCAGGUGAGGCAGUCCUGGACGAUGUAAUCGGACUGAAGGAUUCAUCUGCAGUGUUCACACCGGAGCAAGACAGUGGAGGGACAGAGAAAGAGGAGGAGGACGACAUCGAAGACACAAGGAUGGGCGUGGGGAAGAAUACCACUUCCAAGUCGCUGGACAGCAGCAGUGAGGGAGGAAAAUAUGAAGAGGAGAUCAAACAUGGAGCAGAUUUCUACCCUAUUCCGGUGGUGGUAAAUGGAGUGGGUGGUGCCAGUGGAGACCAGGAUACUGAGAACACAGAACUGAUGGCCAUCUACACUAAAGAAAAUCAAAGAGCAGAGAAGAGCUCAAUGUCUGAGACGUUGGACAGCACAGACAGUGUGGAUGCAAGGAGGAUGGAUAUGAUCUAUACCAUUGAAGACACCCCACCCUGGUAUCUCUGUGUGUUCUUGGGUUUACAGCAUUACUUGACAUGUUUCAGUGGAACUAUCGCGGUGCCGUUCCUGCUUGCUGAGGCGAUGUGCGUUGGCUUCGAUCAGUGGGCCACCAGUCAGCUCAUAGGGACCAUCUUCUUCUGUGUAGGGAUCACCACCCUGCUACAGACCACACUGGGCUGCAGGUUGCCUCUGUUCCAGGCCAGCGCUUUCGCCUUCCUCGCCCCAGCCAGAGCUAUCCUGUCACUGGACAAAUGGAAGUGUAAUAAUACAGAAGUUCCGGUAUUCAACAGCACAGAGCUCUUCCACACAGAGCACAUCUGGCACCCCAGGAUACGAGAGAUCCAAGGGGCUAUCAUCGUGUCGUCCCUGGUUGAGGUGUGUAUCGGCGCGCUGGGUCUGCCCGGGAUCUUACUGAAGUACAUCGGACCUCUGACCAUCACCCCCACUGUGGCCCUUAUCGGCCUAUCUGGUUUCCAGGCUGCAGGGGAGAGGGCUGGCAAACACUGGGGCAUUGCUAUGCUGACCAUCUUCUUGGUGCUGCUCUUCUCUCAGUAUGCCAGAAACGUUCACUUCCCUCUGCCAGUCUACAAAGCCAAGAAAGGCUGGACUUCCUAUAGGCUGCAGGUCUUCAAAAUGUUUCCUAUCAUCAUGGCCAUUCUGGUGUCAUGGCUUCUGUGUUUCAUUUUCACUGUCACUGACGUUUUCCCGCCGGAGGUAGACAAGUAUGGCUUCUACGCCCGCACAGACGCACGUCAAGGAAUCCUUGCCAUUGCACCGUGGUUUAAGAUCCCAUAUCCCUUCCAGUGGGGCCUUCCUACUGUAACAGCGGCAGGAGUGAUCGGCAUGAUGAGCGCUGUGGUGGCCAGCAUCAUCGAAUCGAUUGGAGAUUACUACGCCUGUGCACGUCUCUCUUGUGCUCCUCCACCUCCCAUCCAUGCCAUCAAUAGGGGCAUAUUUGUAGAGGGUAUUUCCUGUGUGCUGGAUGGUCUUUUUGGGACAGGAAAUGGUUCCACCUCAUCCAGUCCAAAUAUAGGCGUCCUGGGAAUCACGAAGGUGGGCAGCAGACGUGUGAUUCAGUAUGGAGCUGCCAUGAUGCUGCUGCUGGGCCUCGUGGGUAAAUUCAGCGCCCUGUUUGCCUCUCUGCCCGACCCCGUCCUGGGAGCCCUGUUCUGCACCCUGUUUGGUAUGAUCACAGCGGUGGGACUGUCCAACCUGCAGUUUGUUGACCUCAACUCCUCCAGGAACCUCUUCGUUCUGGGUUUCUCCAUCUUCUUUGGUCUCAUGCUGCCGAGCUACCUCAAGCAGAACCCGCUGGUCACCGGCAUCGUUGAGAUUGACCAGGUGUUGAACGUACUCCUCACCACUGCCAUGUUUGUUGGAGGCUCUGUCGCCUUCAUUUUGGACAAUACUAUCCCCGGUUCCCCUGAAGAACGAGGCAUCAGGAAGCUGAAACGUGGCGCUGGUCUCAGUGCAGCAGAGCUGGAAGGGAUGAGAUCGUAUGAUCUGCCGUUUGGAAUGGACUUCAUCCGCAGACACCCCAUCUUCAAGUACAUCCCUAUCAGCCCCUCCUUCGCGGGCUACCAAUGGGGGAGGCUACGGGAAACCUGCAGGAGCAGAAUGGGACAUGGGGAUGCAGGGAAGGGAGGAGGGGAGGGAGGCGCGACACUGGGGGAGAGUCGGGUAUAGCCAACGGGCUGGUGCUACAAAUUCUGAAAUGUGUCUGAGUUUGGGGAGCAAGGGAUGGUAUACUAAGGUAAAAGGAUGGGAGAGUGGAGGACAGAAGCGGUGCGGGAUUCAGGAUUGUGUGGAAGAAAAUGUGAUGCACCAACCCACCCCCGUCAGUAUGUGUUUUCUUUAGCUCGUGUCUGUCUGUCCCACUUCCCACUAUGCUAUUUUAAGCAUGCUAUAGCAAGUCACAGCAUGCUAUAAAAGAUGUCACCAUGCAGAGGUUAUUUGGUGUGUCUGCAUGUGUGUUCAGUAAUCACCAAGAGAAAACAGUUCUGUGCAUUUAUUUAGUUGCACUUUAAUCCAGAGGGAGACAGAUGGAUGUCAAACGAUCAAAGCUUGACGAUUCAUUGACUCGUAAUCACUGCUAACUUUUACUGCCAGUGUCAUUUAAAAAAUAUAUAUUAGUGGAUUUUAUUAUGCCAGUUGAGGAUUAUGCAAAAUUUCUGCUGUGAAUCAUUUGCCUCUAGACUUAUUAUGCAACCGCAUUAGAGUUACAAACACACAUGCUCACACCAACAGCCUCACCAAACCUAGCUUGAGCGCUACAAUGCACGUCAGGGUCAUGCCGAUUGAUGGAAGUGGUUUGUCAGGUGCCCUUAGCCAUGCAAAGUGAUUGUGAAAUUUAUUUUUGCACUAUCUGCCUCCUGAGUUCAAAAACAGAAUGUCCCUCCACAGCUCCCGUCCCCCAUUUCUUCAGUAAAGCACCCCAGAGACCCGUUUCCUGCAGCAGCAUCGUAUCUGCACAUCUCAUACUAAAAAAACUCACAACCCCAUUUGCUAUGUUAAUGCUAAUAUUCACAGGAAUAACAUACCAGUUUACAUGCUGUGUCAGUAUUAUGCAGUAGUUACCAGCAAGACCAGAACUCCACUUUCCCUGAACACACCCCUGUCUCAUUUGGCUGUCAGAUGGGACUUGACUUGUUUUGCUUUAUUCUGGAACAAAAUAUACUGUUGCGAGAUACUCAUUUUUAUUUGAUAACCUUUAACACACAUAGGCACUUACACAUCGAAGCAAGCUUUUAACAUUGCCUCUACUGGCGUGAUUAGCGUGCAUUUGCAAAAGCUGCAUUAAUGGCACAUAAUAGCAAAGACAUGUGGCCUUUUCAGACCAACUUUGAAACUUUGUGUACCUCAAUACAUGGCUUAAAAACAAUGAAUGACAACAGCAGCAUUAAAUGUUUUUUAUCCCAUGACUGCAUAGAUCUCGGACCCUCUGUGUGGAUGUUAUCUCACAGUUUUAGAGGUCACUUGCACUCUGCUUUUAUCAGUAAUAUGUAUUAAUGCAGGAUUUACAAAGGCCGCAACAUAAAAUAAUACACCCCUGCCACUGUCCAAACCCACCUUGCUAGCCCUUACAUAAUUGUACUAAGAAGUCAGGGUGGUGUUUUUGUUUGGAUAUGGCAUAUUUGAAUGUAAUAAAAGGGGUUUGGAGAGUUCAAAAGUCAUCCUUUUGUUCUCAGGAUUGACUCACAGACGGGCACACAGGCAGUGUGUGUCUUAGCAACAGCCAAUCAUAACGCUUGCUGAUGUCAUUAACAAUUUUUCACUGAUUUAAUGGCAUUAAUGACUUUCCCUUAUAUUCCUCCUCCUCCUCCCAUCCUCAGUCACCAGUACGCCUCCCAAUCUCACUCUGCUUCCGGUAGUUAACUGCUGAUGGGGUUGUUUGUUUGUUUGCUUGUUUUUGUACUGUUCAUGUCUGUUGUAGUUCAGUUCUGUAGCAGCACAUCAGGCUGAGUAACAGAACAUUUGAGACUAUCAGCAGCCUGUUAUCAACCCAGAUGUGACCCCUGAAGAGCGGGUCUCUAAUUUGACCCCACCGUGUGCCUCUGGUGUUUCGAUUGAAAAACAGCAAUUUAAAAAAAAAAAAACAUAGAAGAGUUUGCAACAUUAUAAUCUUUGUAAAUGUAAAAUGCAACAGCAGCACAAUGACAGAAAUAACAGCGAAAAGAAAACUACUAACUAUUUAUCCCUGCUGAGAUUUUUACUAAACCAAAAUGCUAAAAUCUUUUAUUUCUUCCUAUUCUGUUACUGAAUACCAAACUUUAACUAUUGACAAUUGUCGCCCUUAAGAAAUUUGCUAAAGUAGUUUGAAAUUUAAUCCCAAAUGUUCUCACCUUUUCUCUCUUUUGUUAAAACUAUUUAUUUAUUUAUGAGAAGAAAGUUGGAGUUUAAUGGUUGCUUAAAACAGGUUUAUGUGUCUCUUGCACAAUGUUAAAACGAUAUUUAUUUGUUUACUUGUCCAUCCCCUGUUAAGAUUGGUGUGACGGUGACUGGCCGCUACUCAUCUGCUCUCUCAGCUGCAGUCGGUGCUUUUAGAAACUCACCUGAGGACAGCAGUUUUUCUAAAGAUAGUUUCUAAUGUAAGCUGCUUCUAUUUCAUUCCAUUAAUGUUGUGUUGUUUUGAAAAACAACAGAAGAACACUUUUAAAUGUGGAACUGGAGAGUUGGGUCAGAUUUCAGAAUGACGGCCUUUUACCACGAGUACAGUUUGCACAUGUAAUAGUGCCAAGAACAUCAGGGUCAGAAUAACACCCACUAACCCCAAACCCUGAAAUGUCACAAGAAUGCUUAUCCAGAUUUAAAGUAAUUUUUUGUUUGAUGACCUGAACAUAAGUGGCUGAACUGCUUUGUGACUGAAUAUUUUUGGGCCUUACUCUAUGAUAGCAUGGCUAGCUGUAGCCCCAUUUAUGACCUCAGCACUCUGUACAUUACUCUUGUGUCUUGUGAUUCAGUCUCAUAGUGAUCCCUAUAAGCAUUUUUUUUUUGUACCUAUUAUUUAGCGGUGGGUUGCAUCUUCGAAGGUAUUUUUGUGAUCUUACAGAAGUCUGCAGUCAGUCCACAAUUAUGAAAUAUUUACCCAAGACAGUACCCAGUGUUUCCACAGACUGUGGGGCUCUGCUCUUCUACAUUUCUGAAUGUGGGCUACUUUUAGCUAGCCCAUAGUACUAUGUGACCCAAAUGGGAAUUUCAGCAAGAUAUAUUCAUGUUUUUUAUCACAUACUUUAUUUAGAUGUUACCAAAAUGAGGGCCCCCCACAGCAUUUAUGUAGGGGCACAAAUUCUUCUUGAUGUAGUUGAUUCUGUAGUUUCUGUACAUCAAAAUGAUGGAUCACAAAAUGUUUUACCGUGUCAAAAUACUGCAGCUAAAAUCUGAAAUUCCUAACUGGGUCACAGAAUCUAAUGGUUCUCAGAAUUUGGUGUAACACUGGCAGAGUCUGUGGAAAUAUUGAUCUCACCAAAUAUGUUAUCAUUCUGGGUUGUCUAUAGAUAUCUGAUGUGACACAGAGAAACACUUAGACUGCUGAGCACACAAGAGGCUAGGCUAGACCACUGAUGUGUGCAGAAACUGUCAAUUUAAAACCUCACUAUCCUCAUCUCGGACUGGCAUCUGGAGAGCUGUAGAUAAGAAGCAGUUUUGUGGGGUUGUUGGCAAAAUUAGCCGUGUGUUCUUGGCACACCAGCGCUUACCAGCGCUGUGUGACCUUGCUACAGGAGCAGACGAUGAUCAGGCAGAGGUCAGAGAGCAGUCACUGCCUCCUGCAUCCUCUCUCUUAGAGAGGGAGUAAAUGCAGGGUGAUUUGGUGGUUUUUGGCAUCUCUGGUAGUGAGUCCUUCAGUACAUGGCAUGCACACACAAUAAUCACAUGCACAGUGUCACCACGUUUUCUGUGUCAUAUCAUGUUCAUGCAACCAGCACUUACUUCUCCCAUCACAUCCUCUCCCCUCUCUCCACACACUCUCUGUUAAACCCCCCAGUCCUGCAGUGAAAAUAUAUUGGUGUCCUUUCAUGUUUGGUGUACCUGGUUUUCUCCCUGGGAAUUCUUACUGUUGAUGUUUCUGGAUGCAGGAGAAGACACCGGCUGGCCACCUUACUAAGAGCCUCGGUCAUUGAAAGCUCAGUGAACCUGCCUUAACACUUCAUGGCAAGGCGAACAUUGGACGUCUUUGUGUCUAAAGGCAGCUUCUCCUUGUUUUUAACUUUUACUUUCCAGUUUUUAUCAUACCUUCUCCCUUAUUAUAGGAGCCUAUAUAUAUCCAUAUGUAUUUCUCACAUAGCUUUUACAGAGUUUACCCAGUUAUAGUAAAAACACCUUGGAUUUCCCAAACCUAGGAUCUCUUCAUUGAUCAUCAGGUUAACCAACAGAUGGCUCUUAGGAAGGUGGCCAUAAGGUGUGUAACACAAAGACAUCAAUCCCUUUCAGUUAUUUUGAAGGGGGUGCUACCUGAAGAAUAUACUUUUGUGUAUUUUGUUUUAUCUUUUUCAAUGUUUUUGUUUUUUAUACAUUGUUUUCAUGUUUUUGCAGCAAAUAUUUGUAAGAAACAAAUCAUAACUUUUAAUCUUAAAUCAUGCUGGAAAGCGCACCAGUUUGUUGUACUUUUUAUUUAAAAAGUAAAUACAUUUUGAUCCUGUUUUGAAUCUGUGGUUUGGUGGAAUCCUUUUUGUUUGUUGGGACCUUUUCAUAUUGUAUUUUUUUACUAUAACAUUGCUUUUUUUGUCCUUGUUAACACAUUACCAGUAUAAAUGAAAGAGUGAGCUGAGAAACUUUAAAUAGAUGUAAUAACAAAAAAAAACACAAAAAAAAUCUAUUUAAUUGAGUAAAGUUUGCUAAACGUUCUGGAAGAGAAAUUGUGUAAACUAAUUGUAGCAACAAAAUGUUUUAUUCUUUGUUCCUAAAACUAUUUAAUAAGAUGUUACAGAAUGAA